GGACAUUUUUUCUAGUACCUCUGUUGCGCUGGUUUCACAUCUUCGCGGGCCUCUAUCGCGAGCGCCAUUGCUCCACGUGUGAGCAAGCAGCGACUCACACAUUCACAGAGCACUGGCGGUGGAUCCAGAUCUUACUGCUCACACGUCGUCACAACCGCGCGUGCCGUAGCAGCAGACAUAUCCAGCUCCUUAACAGGCACAGCUCUACACAGCUCUACGCCGGCGCCGCGACACACCAAGCAAAAAAUGGCCCGGGACGACGACUCCGACGCCUCGUCGGUCUCGAAGAGCAAGAGCCGGUCGCGCUCCAAGAGCGCCGAGAAGGCCGACGACGGCAGCAAGAGCCGCUCGCGCAGCAGGAGCCGCAGCCGCUCGCGCCGCAAGAAGGACCGCAGCCGGUCAAGAAGCAGGAAGCGCUCGUCGAGAAGACGCCGCUCUCGUUCUCGAAGCCGGUCCCGCGGCCGAGCUGAGAACCAGCCGUCCGGCAACCCGACGCGGGCCUUCGGCGGCGCGGCCCGAUUAUAUGUAGGAAACUUACCUUACGAGAUGACCACCGAGCAGCUCGCGGACACGUUCAAGAGCUGCGGAACGAUCGUCGAUAGCAUCGUGAAGAUGGACGGCCGCACAGGUCGGAGCCGCGGCUUUGGAGUUGUGGAAUUUAGCGAUCCGAAGGAGGCGGAGAAGGCGAUCGACGAGUUCCACAACAAGAACAUCGGGAGCGGGGACGGGCGGCCUUUAGUGGUCCGGUACGACCGCGAGGGCAAUCGCGGGGGUGCGGGCUUCGGCGGUGGUGGUCACGGCGGCGGCGGCUACGGUGGCGGUUAUGGUGGAGGCGGCUACGGCGGCCCGGGCUGGGGCGGCGGCGGCGGCGGCUAUGGAGGCGGCUAUGGAGGUGGAUAUGGUGGCGGGCCGCCCCAGGGGGGCUAUGGAGGCUACGGCGGCGGAGGUUACGGUGGUGGCUACGGCGGGGGCCCGCCGCAGGGCUAUGGAGGGGGCUACGGCGGCGGAGGCGGAGGCGGCCGCGGCCUCAGCGACCACGACAUCCGCGCGCGCUUGAUAGAAAGAGAGAAAGCCCGCGUCGCCAAGGAUUAUAGAGUGGCCGACGACAUCCGCAGCGAGCUCCAACGAGAAGGUAUUCGUAUUGACGACCUCAACCGGACGUGGUCGAGCGCCGACGGCCGCCACGGCCCGCGGCCCUCGGCCUACGACGACCCGUCUUUCAGAAGACCGGAGCCGGGCUUCGGGGGCGGCGGCCACGGUGCGGACCCGGACCGCCACCGCGACCGGUCGCGGUCGCGGUCCCGCGGUCGUAGGCGCCGCGACCGGUCCGCGUCCAAGGACUCGGCCAAGGACGACGACAAGGAGGACUAGGCCGCGCGCACCUCCCCGCCGGCGUAAGGGUGGCUGGUGAUUU
Molecule: messenger RNA, 1414 nt
Organism: Pelagomonas calceolata
Lineage: Eukaryota; Pelagophyceae; Pelagomonadales; Pelagomonadaceae
Source: the annotation of a GenBank genome assembly